Messenger RNA from Prunus avium (sweet cherry), 1075 nucleotides. Its product is annotated as thaumatin-like protein. NCBI's taxonomy places the organism in Eukaryota, Viridiplantae, Streptophyta, Magnoliopsida, Rosales, Rosaceae. The record is from RefSeq and is a predicted model, not a curated record.
ACCAUUCUCACCUUUACUUUACUUUACUUACUUACCCCCUUCUCACCUUUUUCCUCUAUAAAACCCCACCUCUGUAACAUAGGGUUUUGGAGAAGAAGAGCAACCCAGUUUUCUUCUAAUCUCUCCCUCUUUUCUCUAACUACAGCCAUGGCUGCUUUACUGAGGUGUAACCUCACUCUCAUGCUCUCCACACUCCUCUUUCUCCACAUUCUAGUUGAAGUCUCAUCAGCCACCACAAUAACAAUGCACAACAAGUGCAGCCACCCAGUGUGGCCAGGCAUUCAGCCCAGUGCAGGCCAGCCCAUCCUAGCCAGAGGAGGCUUCACCCUCCCCCCCAACAAGGCCUACACUCUCCACCUUCCGCCUCUCUGGUCCGGCCGCCUCUGGGGCCGCCACGGCUGUGCCUUCGACGCCUCAGGCCGCGGCCGCUGCGCCACCGGUGACUGCGGCCCCCCCGCCACGCUUGCCGAGAUCACCCUUGGCAACGACCAAGACUUCUACGACGUGAGCCUCGUCGACGGUUACAACCUGGCCAUCUCCAUCCAGCCGUUCAAAGGCACCGGCAAGUGCAGCUACGCCGGGUGCAUCAGUGACCUGAACAUGAUGUGCCCUGUGGGGCUUCAAGUGCGGUCUCAUGACAACCGGAGAGUGGUGGCUUGCAAAAGCGCUUGCUCUGCCUUCAACUCGCCCAGGUAUUGCUGCACUGGCAGCUUUGGGAGCCCUCAGUCUUGCAAGCCCACGGCUUAUUCCAAGAUCUUCAAAGCUGCUUGUCCAAAAGCUUAUUCUUAUGCUUAUGAUGAUCCCACCAGCAUUGCCACUUGCACUCGCGGCAACUACGUGGUCACCUUCUGCCCUCACCACCGUUGAUCUUGAUCUCGUCUUUCCAAUCUGAAUUAGCUACUUAAUUAAUACUGAGUUAAUGCUCUGUUAACUUCAGAUUUGAGUGGGUUUUAUUAGCGUGUAUGAUGUACUGUAUUUGUAUUGUUGUAGUCCUGUGGCUUGCUAGACUGCUAGCUACUUUGCUGUGAUUAGAUGAGAAAAUGAUGGGUAUUUUGGUAAAGCCAGUUUUCUCUGA